GGCGCGGAGCCGGGCUCCGGGCCGGCCGGGCUCCGCGCCUGUCAAACCCCUCAUUGUUCGCAGCUGAUGUCACUCGCAGUUGUGAGCGGCCGCCUCUCCCGGGGACAAUGUGGGACUGAGCGGCCCAGCCGCCGCGCCACCGCCGCCGCAGGACAGCCCCAGCGAGUGCCGGCCAGGCCGCAGCGUGGACGCGGACACACUCCCAGGCCGCCUGGGCCGCAGCCCCGCCUGGCAGGAUGAGCAGCUCAGAUGCGGGGCUGGAGGAGGAGCCGGAGCUCAGCGUCACCCUCACACUGCGGAUGCUGAUGCAGGGGAAGGAGGUGGGCAGCAUCAUCGGGAAGAAAGGGGAGACCGUGAAGCGGAUCCGGGAGCAGAGCAGCGCCCGGAUCACCAUCUCUGAGGGCUCCUGCCCGGAGCGCAUCACCACCAUCACCGGCUCCACGGCGGCUGUCUUCCACGCGGUCUCCAUGAUCGCCUUCAAGCUGGACGAGGACCUCUGCUCCGCUCCCGCCAACGGCGGGACCGUCUCCAGGCCUCCAGUGACCCUGCGCCUGGUCAUCCCCGCCAGCCAGUGCGGCUCCCUGAUUGGGAAGGCUGGCACCAAGAUCAAGGAGAUCCGAGAGACGACGGGUGCCCAGGUACAGGUGGCAGGGGACCUGCUCCCCAACUCCACAGAGCGUGCCGUCACCGUGUCCGGGGUGCCCGAUGCCAUCAUCCUGUGUGUGCGCCAGAUCUGUGCUGUUAUCCUGGAGUCCCCACCCAAAGGAGCCACCAUCCCGUAUCACCCAAGCCUGUCCUUAGGUACUGUCCUUCUCUCUGCCAACCAGGGCUUCUCCGUCCAGGGUCAGUAUGGGGCCGUGACCCCCGCUGAGGUCACUAAGCUGCAGCAGCUCUCGGGCCACGCAGUCCCCUUUGCGUCACCGAGCAUGGUGCCAGGACUGGAUCCUGGGGCGCAGACCAGCUCGCAGGAGUUCUUGGUUCCCAACGACCUGAUUGGCUGCGUGAUCGGGCGCCAGGGCAGCAAGAUCAGCGAGAUUCGGCAGAUGUCGGGGGCUCACAUCAAGAUCGGGAGCCAGGCGGAGGGUGCCGGGGAGCGGCACGUGACCAUCACGGGCUCGCCGGUGUCCAUCGCCCUGGCUCAGUACCUCAUCACUGCCUGUCUAGAAACGGCCAAGUCUACCUCUGGGGGGACGCCCGGCUCGGCCCCCGCAGACCUGUCUGCCCCCUUCUCGCCGCCCCUGACGGCCCUGCCCACGGCGCCCCCAGGCCUGCUGGGCGCGCCCUACGCCAUCUCCCUGUCCAACUUCAUCGGCCUCAAGCCCGUGCCCUUCUUGGCCCUACCGCCUGCCUCCCCAGGGCCACCGCCGGGGCUGGCGGCCUACACUGCCAAGAUGGCAGCGGCCAAUGGGAGCAAGAAAGCCGAGCGGCAGAAAUUCUCGCCCUACUGAGGCCCGGCGGAGGCGCGGGCGCGGAAGUAGGCAGGACCGCCGGCAGGGGCUGCCUCCGCACCCGACCUGCCGAGGAGCCUCCGGCCUGGGGUCCCAACCACCACUAAUGCCCAAAAGCAUGGACGCCCUGCCUGGCCCCGGUCUGUGGGGAGCUCCUGCACUCAGAGUGGGGGCGUUUCUGGUCCAGGGUCCUGGGAGAUGCGGCUGUGCCAGGAAAGGGGCUCCACCCCCCUGUAGCUCUGUGCUUGGAUGCAGGGAGCAUCCUUAGUACCCCCGCUUUGGGGGUCACUCAUGCACUCCCCGUCCCUUAGGGCUUCCCAGCCUACUGCCCCCUUGUGGGGGUCAGGGAGGAGGGCUGGGGGCGGCUGGGGGCCAAGCUUCUCUCCCCACCUCCCCGCAGACCCCUGCUGCUUCCACUGACACCCUUUUACUGGAAUAGACUGGCUGGGCUUGGCUGAGGGCAACCCAGAGGGGGCGCUGCCGGGCCGCUGGGGGCGUCCCAGGGGGCAGGGCUGAGUUCUCAGUAGCAGACACUCUGUACAGUUUUUUCAAUCCCUGUUUUUGAAUAAAUAUUCUGAGACCAGGAA
Messenger RNA from Phyllostomus discolor (pale spear-nosed bat), 2035 nucleotides. It is a transcript of the gene PCBP4, whose product is annotated as poly(rC) binding protein 4. Gene Ontology annotation, biological process: negative regulation of mRNA splicing, via spliceosome. Gene Ontology annotation, cellular component: cytoplasm; nucleus. Gene Ontology annotation, molecular function: mRNA binding. NCBI's taxonomy places the organism in Eukaryota, Metazoa, Chordata, Mammalia, Chiroptera, Phyllostomidae. The coding region runs from base 237 to 1448 and encodes 403 amino acids. The transcript has 13 exons. The record is from RefSeq and is a predicted model, not a curated record.